AUGCCACGCUCUGGAUGUCCCCGCCCUCCCCCACUGCAUCUGCGCAAUGGCCACAACGCGCCAGCGACCAAGCCCUUGUGCGCGACUCCUCGACGCCGAUCUGAUGUCCCCGCCCUCCCCCACUGCAUCUACGUGCAAUGGCCACAAUGCGCCAGCAGCGACCAAGCCCUCGUGCGCGACCUCGCCGCAUGCUACCCCGGCGUGGUCGUGUCAUCCCCUGCUUCACUCGUUGAUGGCGUGCCCAUGCAGGCGACGCAGGCUAUGCACGCUACCACCACCAGUUCAUCCCGCCCUCCACACCUGCACAAUCCGCCGCCUUUCGCGCAUGUCUCCUGCCCUCCUGCCCUUCCUCCCUCCACCAACACCUCUCACCAACACCUCUCCCCUGCCAUCCUCACCUCUCUCCCCUCUCUCCGCACCGACCUCACCAACGCACCCGUCCCCGUGAUGCUCGAGCCGCCGUAUGUGCGGACGGACGACGAGAAGGACGAGUGCAGACGGACGAGGAGAGAGAGCUGUCACCUAGCACCUAGAGAGGCUGUGAUACCGCUGGAGCACCAGCUCACCAUCUUCGAAAUGACUAGCAGGUUCGCGCAUCUGACUGCCAGCAGCAACAACGUCGUCCACCGUCGCAAGACGCUCGGUUUCAUACCAGUGCUGCCGCAUUCCAUCUACUGCAGGGAACCUCUCGCUACUCGCUGUGUCCCAGCCUCCUCGGUGAGCCUACCGACCCAUACGACGUGGCACAGCACUUCGUCGAGGACCUCAUCCCCGAUACUGCUGCGGCCAGCCUCCUUUGUCAUUUGCAAGGACUCAUCCGUCAAGGCCAGGCUCGCGUUCGUGCAGGUCCCUCAAGGCGAAUCCACUGCAUACACUUGGGACAUGGUCAUCUGCAUUGCAGAAGAGAAGGGAUGGAAGAGGAGGUAUUGGGUGGGUGGAAUCCCAUCUCGUCUGGAUGUGCCGAAAUGGGCCACGAGCGUUGCCCUACUGCUGGGGCACCGAGCUGCAGUCGAGAUCGCCACCACCCUCAUGUGA
Messenger RNA from Laetiporus sulphureus 93-53, 1035 nucleotides. RefSeq lists its product as uncharacterized. The transcript is spliced from 4 exons. The record is from RefSeq and is a predicted model, not a curated record. Lineage: Eukaryota; Fungi; Basidiomycota; Agaricomycetes; Polyporales; Laetiporaceae. The coding region runs from base 1 to 1035 and encodes 344 amino acids.